Mollisia scopiformis is the source of this 801-nucleotide messenger RNA. RefSeq names its product kinase. The transcript has 2 exons. Gene Ontology annotation, biological process: protein phosphorylation. Bases 1 to 801 code for a protein of 266 amino acids. Lineage: Eukaryota; Fungi; Ascomycota; Leotiomycetes; Helotiales; Mollisiaceae. Gene Ontology annotation, molecular function: protein kinase activity; ATP binding. The record is from RefSeq and is a predicted model, not a curated record.
AUGGAGUCUUUAACGUACCGCGGAUCUACCUCCGACUUCUCUCGCUUUAAGUCCGGCAUUAUCAUCAAGUCGCCUAUGAAGGUUUGGGCAGGAAACCCCAAUCGCAAGAAACUGGAGGAAGAAAUGGAGGAAGCCAUCUCUUUUGAACGACGGAUUCUGGAAAAACUGGGUAGCCAUCUCAGGAUCGUUCCAUAUCUGGGAGCUCAUGCCCCUUCUAGGGGCAUUCUGCUUACCGAAGCAAGCCAUGGAAAUCUGCAGGCAUAUAUUGAUUUCAACAACGCAGCAAUUAACAAUUCUUUGCGUUGGAAAUGGUCUGUGCAAGCGGUCGAAGCCGUUGCAUAUGUGCACAGGCAGGGCGUGAUACACUCGGACCUGCGACCCGAAAACUACCUGGUGCAUGCCACGGGUGAGUUAUCGCUAGACCUUUGGCUCUGCGACUUUGGUGGAUCGAGAUGUGACGAGCUGGGAUUCAAUGUCCACCACCUGCCUGACGAACCCUUUUUUGACCCCCGGAUGCCGUGGGAGUCGACGCCAGCAACUGAUAUCUUCAGUCUAGGGUCCAUCGUCUAUACCACUCUGACAGGAUACUGGCCAUAUAGGGAAGGCCCGCCCCCGGUGACUGUUGAGGACAAAAAUGCCUAUGAGACCCACGUGAACGAGAUGUUUGCAGCCGGGAUAUUCCCAGACGUGUCCAUGUUGAGAGGUGGGAAGGUGAUCAAGGGAUGCUGGGACCACCAGUACAAAACGGUCGAGGAGGUGCUGUGGGCUAUUAAGUCGGAAAUGGUAACGCUGGAGAAAUAG